Messenger RNA from Fusarium verticillioides 7600, 1038 nucleotides. RefSeq names its product serine/threonine protein kinase. The transcript has 4 exons. Gene Ontology annotation, molecular function: protein kinase activity; ATP binding. Bases 1 to 1038 code for a protein of 345 amino acids. The record is from RefSeq and is a predicted model, not a curated record. Gene Ontology annotation, biological process: protein phosphorylation. Lineage: Eukaryota; Fungi; Ascomycota; Sordariomycetes; Hypocreales; Nectriaceae.
AUGGAUGGAUCUCUUUCAGAUCUCGUCCAUGACUACCAACUAACCACGCGUUACGAGGGUGUCUUCACCAUUCACUUCCAUCGUGAUCCUGAUGCACCUCCUUCAGCCCCUUACCGACAGGAACGCUGGAAAAAGGUUCGCACGCUUGGUCAUGGAGGCCAAGGGGAUGUUCUCUUGCAAACAUGCACCGAUGGAGGCCGGAGCGUUUUCAAUCGCGCCGUUAAACGAAUUCGGCUGGAGAGUGAGCAUUCCAAACGAUACUACAGACGCGAGCUCGAAUCCAUCGUCAAGUUCUCCCAUGAAAAGUACUCUCAGUAUUUUGUCAAGUCCCUCGGAUGGUAUGCGACAUCGAAUAAGCUGUACAUAGCUAUGGAAUUCUUUCCUGAUGGGGACUUGUAUGCCUAUAUUCGUGACCACAGAAGUUUGACAGACGAUGAAUGCAGCCACAUCAUUAGCCAAGUCCUGUCGGGUGUCGCUGUUAUGCACGAAGCAGGAUUCGCCCAUCGUGACGUGAAGGCUCAGAACAUCCUAGUCUAUAAAGUCCCACAGGACCUCGCCCCAAGCUCUUGGUGGGUGAAGCUUGCGGACUUCGGUAUCAGUAAGAAACUAGGAACGGAGACGACCGGAACAACCCUGGCUUCAGGGACCCCAUUAUAUAUGGCACCCGAGCUCCUUCAAUACGACUCUCGGAGCAUCCGAACGGAGGAUUACUUCAAGGCAGACGUAUGGGCUAUAGGGAUAACUGCUUUCUUCAUUCUGACAAAAAGCGUGCCAUUCAAAAGUCAGCCUGCGAUAUUCCACUAUUCAGGGAAUUUUCAAGACCUUGCAGCUAUUUUUGCUGAUUUCCAACUCACUGAGAAUGCUCAGAACUUUGUCUCUGAGGUAUUAAAAGCACAACCACGGGAAAGACCUGAAGCAGAAAGGGUAAAGCAACAUGCAUGGAUUCGCCAUUGGCUGCCAGAAAUCCCAACGCCGGGGGCACUCAGCAGUCUACGAUUCCUUCCUGUCGAAGUUCUCUUGAAGACUGCACGGGAGUGA